UAGUCAUUAACACCCAAGAUGUCUAGACAAAUUGCUCUUGUGAACCGAAACCUUCGGGCUUUCAAAGAAUUAGCCAGCAGGAAAGUUUCUACACUCAAAAACUUGAGAACAUUUUCAUCUUGUUGUGAGGCAUCCUUGCGCUCCAUCUCCUGCCAAGAUUGGGCCAGAGCUCCCCUCUCACCCACCUCCAGCUCCAGCAUCUUGCAAAGGAGUCGGAGAGCUGCAUGUACAUCAGCAAUCAUUGCCAAGCAUCGUCCAUCUCCGAGCAUCUUCAGAACAUGUGCGACUCCAUGUAACUACAGCAUCACAAAACCGUUAUGGAAGAACACUAAAGAUGCGUUGAACGUGACCCUGUCGCCAUGGCAACAGUCGUCGAGGUCCUUCUUGUCGGCAGUCUCUAUGACAGGCUUCAACGAUUAUGAGUUGGGCCGCAAGGAGUUCAAAAUUGAUGUUCCAGAGUAUUUUAAUUUUGCCAGUGAUGUGAUGGAUGAAUGGGCCAGGAAGGAAGAGACGGGAGAGAGGUCCACCAGCAACCCAGCUUUUUGGUGGAUAGAUACCAAAGGAAAUGAAAUCAAGUGGUCCUUUAGGGAUCUUGCAGAAAAGUCAAAAAAGGUUGCCAAUAUGCUGCAGAAGAGCUGUCAUAUCAAGCAGCAUGAUAAAGUGAUGGUCAUCCUACCACGCUUACCAGAAUGGUGGCUCCUCAAUCUGGCUUGUCUGAGAAUAGGGGCAGUGCUUGUGCCUGGUUCUACUCAGCUCAGAGAGAUGGAUAUCAGAGACAGACUGGAGAGCUCCAAAGCUGUCUGCAUUAUUACAGAUGAAGAAAUCUCACAUCUGGUUGAUAAGGUUGUCAAGGAUACUGAUGGUUUUCAACAUAAAAUUCUCAUCAGAGACAAGGAUGAAAAGAUCAGAAGCGAUAGACCUGGUUGGUUAGAUUUCCAAGAGCUUUACGAUGCAGCUUCAGAUGAGCACGAGUGUGUGAGGACACGAGGUAGUGACCCCAUGACAGUUUUCUUUACCAGUGGGACUACAGCCAAGCCUAAGAUGGCUGAACACACACAUGUUAGCUAUGGUCUCGGUCACAUCAUCACAGGAAAGUAUUGGCUGGAUCUGACGCCGCAUGAUAUCUUUUGGAACAUGUCGGACACGGGAUGGGCCAAGUCUGCCUACAGUAACGUCUAUGCUCCCUGGGGCCAGGGAUCCUGUGUUUUUAUCCAUCAUUCACCUAGGUUUGAUCCACAACAAACUCUGCAGGUAUUCAACGACUACCCGAUCUCAAUAUUCUGUGGCUUUCCGACGGCCUUCACCAUGAUGAUCCAGCAGGAUACGUCACAGUAUAGUCUAAGAUCCUUGAGGGAUUGCGUCAGUGCAGGAGAUUUCUUGGAUCUGCCUACAAUCUCCACGAAAUCGCUUGUUGACGACGAGGUAGACGAAAAAGUUGACGAUGUGAUUUAA
Molecule: messenger RNA, 1452 nt
Organism: Strongylocentrotus purpuratus (purple sea urchin)
Lineage: Eukaryota; Metazoa; Echinodermata; Echinoidea; Camarodonta; Strongylocentrotidae
Product: acyl-coenzyme A synthetase ACSM3, mitochondrial
Exons: 10
Coding region: 19-1452 (477 amino acids)
Biological process (GO): acyl-CoA metabolic process; fatty acid biosynthetic process
Cellular component (GO): mitochondrial matrix
Molecular function (GO): fatty acid ligase activity; fatty-acyl-CoA synthase activity
Source: RefSeq, a predicted model, not a curated record